AUGUCUGGUAGCGGUCUAUUGAGGAUAUUCACGUUAACUAAAUGUAUCAACACUUCGACGUUGCUGGGCACGGCUCAAACAUCACACAGCAGAACACAGAUCUGCGGAUAUGCAAAGAAAGUCGGUGAGUAAAGAGCAGGACAUGUAGCACCAGAUCAAUAUUAAGGGUGUGUUUUUUGUGUUGUACCUAACCCUAAUCCUGGUCCUUGCAGUGGUCAAAGGAAGAAAUAAAGGCAUGGUAAUAGAAGAGAAGAAAGGUCCAGAGGUUUGUAAAGACCCUGUCCGACUGACUUCAUAUGCAGUAGGCGUCAACAUCUACAAAGAAGGAGAAGACCCAAAGCUGAAGCCUCCUGAAGAAUACCCAGAGUGGUAAGAGUGUGGAUUUUUAUUCCUUCUUAAAACCAACUUUUUUUUUUUACAUGUUUUAGUGGAAAGAAAGAAGAUUAAAAUGAAAAAUAUAAUGCAUCCAUGUGUCCAGAAUCCGAGUUACUGCAUGUUCACUUUUUUUGUAAAUGACUGCACUGCCAGGGCUGUAUAAUACUGCAUCUACACUUGUUUUACUUCACAAAGGGUUCAGCCCAUAGACUGUAUAUAGAAUGGACGCUGUCUGCCUCCUCGCUGGGUGAAGCCACUCCGAGAACAGCACCCUCUGGUGACGGGCUGUAGUAUAGGUCAUAAAUCCCGCCUCCUCCAGCAAUCCCUAUGGAGCUGUGGACAAACUUUAGAAAUUUAUUACACAGAAUAUAAAUUUUUCUCCCCCCGGUUGUGAUGUUGACAUGUAGUUACUGUCAGACUGGUUUGUGCUAAUGCAGGGUUUCCCCCUACAUGCAAAUGAUCGUGGCGCACCGCCACAACUAAAUAAAAGCUGCCGCACCUAAAAGCAUUAGUUUUUAUCUCACAUAGUUCUACCUCGGACUCAUAUGUAUCAGCAGUGUUUCCCCUACAUUCAUUCAGCAGCGGUGCACCGCCGCUGCUAAAUUACGUGCGCCGGUACUGAAAUCUCACAUGAUCAUUAAUAUCAAUGCGCCACUAAGGAUUCUACUUGCACUGUGUGAGUACAACAACACACAACAUUAUUCCUGACUUGUUAUGAGUCAUCAAGGAGCGCAUCAAAUCCUGUCAGACCCUCUUCCAUCAUUGUGAAAGGUAACGUUUAAGCUUAUACACGAUCUAUACAGCGAGUAGCAUUAACAGCAUUAGUAGCAUUAUAAUCAAUGCAGCUCUAGAGAUUUCUACUCGCACUGUGUGAGCACAACAACACACGUUAUUUUUGACUUGUUCUGAGUCAUCAACGAGCGCAUCAAAUCCUGUCGGAACCCUCUUCUACUAAUGUGAAGAGUAACGUAUAAGCUUAUACACGGUCUGUAUAGCGAGUAGCGCAGGUAACGUAAUGUGAAUGUAACAGCGUAGCUCCUGGAAGGGCAAGAGGGUGGGGGGUAACAACAAAGGUUGGUCAAAUUGGCAUGAGCAGUCCUGUGACAGCCAUUUUUUUAAAAUAAAAUUUGCUGUGUAUACCAUGGUGGCUCACAAAUCAUCUCGCCCUUCAGGUCAUGCUGUGCAGGUGUUGCAGAUAUACAAAACAUCUGGUUAAGUCUGAGUCCACAGUUUGGUUUGUUUCCUCAUACCAAUCCAAUCCAAUCCACUUUAUUUAUAUAGCACAUUUUGAAAAACAUUCAAGUUUACCAAAGUGCUGCACAGUAAAAUUAAAAGAACAAACACUGCAGAAAACAUCAAGAUGAAAUAAAAAUGGGUAAAAAAUAAAAUGAAUGAAAUAAAAACACAAAAGCAUAAAAGAAAUAAAAGUGAAUAACGGACCAUAAAAGACAUAAAAAGACAGAAAUCACACAACUCUCAUGCUGAGCUAAAGCCAAGGAAUAAAAAUGAGUUUUAAGACGCGUUUUAAAAGAUGAAAGCGUGUGAGGGAAGCCUAAUAAACACUGACGUAAAGAGCGUUACAGUAGUCCAACCAUGUGGAAAUAAAAGCAUGAAUGACUCGUACAUAAUUUUAAUGUGGUAUUUUCAGUCAGGUCCACUUGUGUUACUGAGGUUUUUUAUGUCAAGUGUUUAUUUGUAUAAUUUUUAUUUACAUGUUUUAAUAAAUAAUUUAAUAAUAAAUAAUAAUUUUAAGAGGCAUUCAAUGUGUCGAAAGAGUAUCUUUGCUAUUUUUUUCAAACUUUCACCAUGUGCUUUAAUGUGUUUUCACUCACCUGAUUGCUCUCUUCUUUGAUUAUUUUCUCAGGUUAUUCCAGUUGAAGCUGGGAAAACCCUCAAAGCUGCAUGAGCUGGAUCCAGACACCUGGGAGUACUGGAAGCGUCUUAGGAAGGAAAACAUUUGGCGUCACAACAGACUUCAUAGAGGAAAGAGUUUUUAA
Molecule: messenger RNA, 2372 nt
Organism: Xyrichtys novacula (pearly razorfish)
Lineage: Eukaryota; Metazoa; Chordata; Actinopteri; Labriformes; Labridae
Source: the annotation of a GenBank genome assembly